Diceros bicornis minor is the source of this 2881-nucleotide messenger RNA. RefSeq names its product ectonucleoside triphosphate diphosphohydrolase 2 (gene ENTPD2). Gene Ontology annotation, biological process: nucleoside diphosphate catabolic process. Gene Ontology annotation, cellular component: plasma membrane. The record is from RefSeq and is a predicted model, not a curated record. Lineage: Eukaryota; Metazoa; Chordata; Mammalia; Perissodactyla; Rhinocerotidae. Gene Ontology annotation, molecular function: UDP phosphatase activity; GDP phosphatase activity. The transcript is spliced from 6 exons. The coding region runs from base 734 to 2449 and encodes 571 amino acids.
GGUGCUCCAAGCCCCAGGACCCCAGGAUGGGCGCAGAGGUGGGUGCUCUGUAACCAAGGGCCACCACCGGGUGGGGUAGGGUGGUGUGGAUGGGUUGUGCUGAUGCGGAGUUACAUGGUGGGUGGGAGCACUGGAGUGGCCGCUCCCACCCUCAGGAGGGCGUGUUCUCCAGAGGCCCUCCCCCUGUUGGAAUCCACGCCCUUGGGGGCAGCUGCUGGAAAGAAUUUGCAAGCUGGGGGCUGACCUCGCCCCACUUGCAAGGAAAGUCCGGCCAGUGCCCCUCAGCUCUGCAGGACCCAGCUCUCUCCAGCCCUGGCUUUGAGGCCCAGGAAGGGGGCGUCUUCAGGCAGCCCCAGCCCUGCCUCCCCUCCUGGUGCCCUUGCUUCCGUAUCCUCAGGUUGGGCUGAGGUCAGACCGGGACACAGGAGAAAGGAAGAGUGGCUGGAGGGGUUCCUCCUGCAGCUGGGCUUCUCUCCCUGAGCCUGUGGACCUCAUGUUCCCAGGGCAAGGUUCCAAGGGUGGUCCUGGGACCCUCUGACCCUGACACAGCCCCUCAGCUUGCCCUUGCCAGGAGGGGUCCUGCAGUUAGAAGAGGCUCCUUCUCCCCUUCUCCCCUCAACUAAGCUGUGUCACUGGCCAUCCCUGGCCUUCUCUGAGCCUCAGAACUUCAUGCUGAAGCUUCCAACCUUGACACAGGGUGGGGUGGGGUGGAGAGCUGAGGGAGCCACAGGGCAUGGCCAUCAGGCCUCUGCCCACAUCCCUGAGGCUGACCUCCACUCCCACCCCCAGUAUGGCAUUGUCCUGGAUGCUGGCUCUUCCCACACAUCCAUGUUCAUCUACAAGUGGCCGGCAGACAAGGAGAAUGACACAGGCAUCGUGGGCCAGCACAGCUCCUGUAAUGUGCACGGUGGGGGCAUCUCCAGCUAUGCAGACAACCCUUCCGGGGCCGGGCAGAGUCUUGUCAAAUGUCUGGACCAGGCGCUUCGGGACGUGCCCAAGGAGAGACACGUGGGCACGCCCCUCUACCUGGGAGCCACGGCAGGCAUGCGCCUGCUCAAGUGAGUGUGCCCACCCCCUGACCUUCCUGGUCCCGGGUCCCCACAACAGCCCCGGCACAGGGUGGGCCCUGCACGCCCUCAGCAGAAGCCCUGGGCUGGGCCCCCUUGGCCGGUCAGGCAGACACCGUGCUCCCCAGCAGCAAGAUCACAGCCGCCUGGGAAGAUGCACCUCAGAGUCCUCCUUGUGUCACAGCCUGACCAGCCCAGAGGCCUCGGCCAAUGUGCUCGCGGCUGUGACUCAGACGCUGACCCAGUACCCCUUUGACUUCCGCGGUGCCCGCAUCCUCUCAGGCCAGGAAGAGGGGGUGUUUGGCUGGGUGACCGCCAACUACCUGCUGGAGAACUUCAUCAAGUAUGGCUGGGUGGGCCGGUGGUUCCGGCCAAGGAAGGGGAUGCUGGGGGCCAUGGACCUGGGGGGCGCCUCCACACAGAUCACCUUCGAGACAGCCAGCCCAGCUGAGGAUCCAGCCAACGAGGUCCAGCUGCGGCUCUAUGGCCAGCAUUACCGCGUCUACACCCACAGCUUCCUCUGCUAUGGCACUGACCAGGUCCUCAAGAGGCUGCUGGCUGGAGCCCUCCAGACCCACAGCUCCCACCCCUGCUGGCCGAGGGGCUACUUCACCCAAGUGCAGCUCCAGGAUGUGUAUGGGUCGCCGUGCACGGCUGCCCAGCGGCCCCCGACCUUCAACAGCAGCGCCAAGGUCAGCGUGUCAGGGAGCAGUGACCCGGCCCUCUGCCGCAGCCUCGUCUUGCGGCUCUUCAACUUCUCCUCCUGCGGCUUCUCCCGGUGCUCCUUCAAUGGCAUCUUCCAGCCCCCUGUGGCUGGGAACUUUAUCGUGAGUCCAAGGGCCAGGGGUUGGGGGCUGGUGCCUGGGGACCGGUGCCCUGAAGCACACAGGGUCUGGUCGCGGUGUGACUGUACCCCCUCGCAGGCCUUCUCUGCUUUCUUCUACACCAUGGACUUCCUGACGACUGUGAUGGGGCUGCCUGUGGCAACCCUGCGGCAGCUGGAAGCAGCCGUGGUCACCAUCUGCAACCAGACGUGGAGUGAGCUGCAGGCUCGGGCGCCGGGGGAGGGGGCCCACUUGCCCAACUACUGCGCCGCGGCCACGUUCGUGCAGCAGCUGCUAAGCCGGGGCUACGGCUUCGACGAGCGCGGCUUCAGCUCAGUGACCUUCCAGAAGAAGGCCGGGGACGCCGCGGUCGGCUGGGCGCUCGGCUACAUGCUGAACCUGACCAACCUGAUCCCCGCCGACCCGCCGGGGUUGCGCAAGGGCACGGACUUCAGCUCCUGGGUCGUCCUCCUCCUGCUCUUCGCCGCCAUGCUCGUGGCCGCGCUCGUCCUGCUGCUGCGCCAGGCGCGCUCCGCCAAGUCGGCGAGCGCCAUCUAGGGGCGGACUGGGAGCCCCAUAUCCCCCCAUCCUUCAGCCCCACCCCACCCUCGACUUCUCCGCUCCUAAUGCAGCCCCGGGCCGAGACCGGGACUCCGGCGCCCACGGCCACACGGGGCCGGAAUGGGUGAAGGGAACCGAAUCCUGCCCCUCCUGCCCGCUCCAGCUUUGGUUUCGCCUCAAGGCCUCGUGCUCCUCCUCCUCUUACUGGGGGUGGGGGAUUCAGACACCCCACAGCCCUCGGCCUGGGACUGCAGGGCUGGGUCUCCAGGGAGUGCAGCCUUUAUUCUGAUAAUCAGGGCUCUCAGAGUCCCCUCCUACCCCCACCCUCCGGAGUCCCAGUCUGUAUUGGGGCGGGGAGUCAGAGCCGACAGGCUGGGAGCCAGCCCAGCACCUACUUGUAAACAUUUGUAAUAAAGAGUUUUUCCUACA